Anopheles aquasalis is the source of this 2970-nucleotide messenger RNA. Its product is annotated as N-alpha-acetyltransferase 30A-like. Gene Ontology annotation, cellular component: NatC complex. Gene Ontology annotation, biological process: N-terminal peptidyl-methionine acetylation. The record is from RefSeq and is a predicted model, not a curated record. NCBI's taxonomy places the organism in Eukaryota, Metazoa, Arthropoda, Insecta, Diptera, Culicidae. Gene Ontology annotation, molecular function: protein-N-terminal amino-acid acetyltransferase activity.
AAAGUGCGAAAAAGUGGCGAGGGAAAACUGUACGAGGAAGGAAAACUACGGAGUGCGGGCGAUCGCGAAAAGAUUCGCAAACCUCCCAAGAAGUAGUGGACGGUUCCAUUGUGGUCUUCCAUCGACAAAUCGGACGACCCUGCUGGGCAUCGUGCUGCGUGUCAAGGCCCGGGAGCUACGUUGCGGCUGGAACGCGAGCAAACGAGCGGAUUGACUCCUGCUCAAUCGCACCGUGCUCGGAAACCCUUCUUGGCAGAGGAACAUUUGCGUUCGUGGUGAGACGUAGCAACGGAACGGCUUUCGACGGGAAGGAGAAUGCAAUUGAUCGCGCAGGACAUCCGGUAGAUCGAGCCUUUUUGCACUAAUCCAUCGAACGACGUCGGGUGGGGCCAUCCAAGGGGAACCUUUUUCGGGUCUCGCAACGUUGGGUGUUGUGUCGAAACGUCCCUUAAACCAGCCGCGGGGCUUCCAGUGCGAAGUAGGGCACCCGGAUGGACGUGAUCAUCGGGCACGACGUUCCGACCGCAGCGAACGCAACGAAGACGAACUCCUCCAGCACCAGCACCAGCACCUGCGCUAAGCUCUGCAAUGGCACGGUGGUGGGGGCAGCCGAGACAGUCAAGGAGGCCGUCACCGGCGGUGCUGCUCCCGGUGGGGCCGGAAGGAAGAAAACGAAAAGGAAAAACCGUGCUAAAAAUAGUCAGCGAGAGGAAACGACGGCCGACGAUACGGCCACGGCGGUAGAAGGAAGUGUACUCACCACCACCACCACCACCAGCCCAAUACCAUCGUCAUCUGCAACGGCUGCUGGGGAUGUAAAUAGUAGUAAUCAUAACGACGGUAGAAGCCAUGGCAGCAACGGACUGCCAGACCCGCAGCCCGAAGAUGCCGUUGACGCAAUUAGCAAGAAGCUGGAGCAGUGUGUUCACGUUGGCCGGAAUGGUCUGACGAAUGGGUUGCCAAAGCUGGAACGGAACGACUCGAAUGUUGAUGAGCGUGGAAGCGGGUGUACUGGUGCGACACAGGACGAUCAGGGCCCUCCAAAGCCAGCAACUUGCGGUACAGGAGCGACAAGUAAAAAGAGUAAGCAACGGGCGAGGCAACAGAAGAAAGCACAACAGGAUGCCUCCCAUUGUACGGCGCUGCCGAAUGGCACGGCUGGCGCGGUUGGUAGUGACGCUAGUAGCAAACCGGAACAAACUAGUAGUAGAAAUGGCGCCAGUAAUACUGCCUUCUCCGGUGUUUCUAUGGAAUCCAAUGGUAAAUUAGAUGCUGGUUCCGCUUCGACAUCAUCGAUGGUCCAAGUGGUGCAUAAGGAACAGCAGCCUUCUACCAACGUUGAUCCAUCAGCAGCGCAACCACCGGCCUGCAGUGCUGCGUCUACCUCAUCGUGUUCGUUACCAAAGGAGGCGGUGGCGACGACGGCGACGGCGGCUGUGAGCAACGAGGUUGACAGCGGGCUGCAGAAGGAAAUGCUUCCCGUAGCGAGCACCGUACCUGUCGCAGUUGCGACCGACAUCACCUAUCAGGUGUACGAAUCGGAGCGCCAAAUGCCGGCCAUAAUGGCGCUCAUCCAGAAGGAUCUCUCGGAACCGUACUCGAUCUACACGUACCGCUACUUCAUCCACAAUUGGCCGAAACUGUGCUUUCUGGCUCAGCACAACGGUACGUGUGUCGGUGCCAUCGUAUGCAAGCUUGACAUCCACCGGGAAAACAUUCGCCGGGGUUACAUUGCGAUGCUGGCCGUGGACAAGGACUACCGAAAGCUAAAGAUCGGCACAACGCUCGUGCAGAAGGCAAUACAGGUCAUGCUCGACGAUAAAGCCGACGAGGUGGUGCUCGAAACUGAGAUCACCAAUCAGCCGGCACUGCGGCUGUAUGAAAAUUUGGGUUUCGUGCGCGACAAGCGACUCUUUCACUACUAUCUGAACGGUGUCGAUGCGCUCCGGCUGAAACUGUGGUUCAGAUGAAUCUUUCCGUAGAUCGCCACUGCCGCGACCAUUUCGGCGUUACAUCCAGACUCGCUCGCCCGUAGUUUCGGUUUGAAUCGAAGUAAGCGAAAUUGCCUGUAGAUAACCGUUCUCACGCAGCAGCAGAGACGAUCGCCCUUGGCAACCACGGAGCAACCAGAAGGGUUCCAAGCGUUCCUUGAGGGUGUUUUUUUUUUUUGUUAAAUGGCUACACUUACGCGCCUUACGGAAUUGUGGGGUAUGUUAAACAAAUUUCCUUUGCGAUUUUGUCUUUCAGUGGCUACAAACCGAUGCCGAUGCGAAAACCAAAAGUCAAAAAACCACAAUCCAGGAAUGUUACACACCAUCAACAAUGCCACUAAUAGAAUGAAGCAGUUUUUUUUCUAUUUUCGAUCGUUUGCGAUUCGUUUCAUCAUUCGAAAUUCACUAGUUCACACUCUCAAGGUGCCGAAGACCCAGGGUGCUGAAUUCUACAGCCGUACUGGGAAGUGAAUCCUCACUGAAGUAGAAGAAUAAGGUUGCAAGGUGUAAGAAUAUAUGCAUAUAUAUAUUGAUUUGCAUCAUUUUGCUACCUCUGCAGAGAUAGCCGAUGCGCAGAACAGGCGCAUCCACUAAUGGUCCACCUUUCUCAACAUAGUAUUCACCUAUUCGUUUGUCCAUUAUCGGCCAGCUAGGUAGGCAAUAGUGAAGAGGCACCAUAAACUCGCGAUCAAUGGGAGCUAUGAAGCAUUGAUAAAGGAUGCAGAGCAUUGAGAAGGUCCUUAGAGGCAAGCAAACCAAUGAAAUUCUGUGCGAGAGGCAACGUAUCAAAUUAUUCGUUUAAUUUAUCCGAGCUGCUAACUGCGAACUGCUAGAGUCAAGUCAAGAUGUUGAACGUGGGAUCGAGGAUGAGGAAAAGAAGCGUGGAUGCGGGAGAACUUUUGGGAGAAAUGUAAUAUCAAACCUAGAAACCGUUUUGCAAUUGUAAAUAGUCGAACAAUAAAAUAGAACAAAAAACCAA